This is a messenger RNA of Fusarium subglutinans, 2727 nucleotides long. Its product is annotated as chloride channel 3. The record is from RefSeq and is a predicted model, not a curated record. Gene Ontology annotation, molecular function: voltage-gated chloride channel activity. Gene Ontology annotation, biological process: transmembrane transport; chloride transport. Lineage: Eukaryota; Fungi; Ascomycota; Sordariomycetes; Hypocreales; Nectriaceae. Gene Ontology annotation, cellular component: Golgi apparatus; membrane; early endosome. The coding region runs from base 1 to 2727 and encodes 908 amino acids. The transcript is spliced from 6 exons.
AUGUCUGGAGCGUCUCAAAACGACCCCUACGCCUUCGCUUCCACUUCCGCUUCCGCCUCUGCCUCUGCUUCCGCCGCCUCGUCCUCGUCGCAUACUCCAAACUCCAAUUCCGAUGAUCGCGACGAGCUCGAUUUCCUUCAUGACGACGCCAGCGAUGACAGCGGCCGUGGAAGGUCUCGCGACCGAGAUCAUGUGCUCGGUGACGAUCCGCUUCAGAGCAAUUUGGGUGCACCCAUGACCUUUAAACGCAGACAGGGUCCCUCGCUAUGGUCUGCGCCCUCUCGACUUCUCUCCGCCCUCACAGGUUCACGGCCGCAUGCCUCCUCGAGAGGACCCUCUCCAGCUGUUCAUCCAAGCUCUAAUACUCCCCCGCGCCCUGAAACUGUCGUGUUCAACGAAGCUUCCAAGGAUGGUGUGCCGCAUGAUUGGUAUGUCGAGGGGCCAGGGCGUCGAGUCGGCUACGAGGAUCUCACGGCUAUCGAUUGGAUCUUCGAAUACACAAAAGAGCGCCAAAGAUUGCGCAUGUUAUACUCGAGUGCAUCUGGGCUUAUAGGUUAUGUGCGACGCCUCAUUGAUGCCAGCCAAGUCUGGAUCGUCCUGCUCUUGACGGGUAUGCUUGUAGGCACUGUAGCUGCUGUCAUCAACGUCACGACCGACUGGCUUGGAGAUUUGAAGGAAGGAUACUGCGCCAGUGGACCAGAAGGAGGCCAUUUUUACCUAAACAAGGCGUUCUGCUGUUAUGGUUAUGACCAAGGCUCCAAAUGUGACGGUUGGAAGACUUGGGGCGACGCUCUGGGAGUCCAUUCAAAAGGUGGCAAGUGGUUCAUCGAGUAUUUCUUCUUUGUUUCUUUCGCGAUGCUGUUUUCAUAUGUCGCGGCACUUCUCGUCCAAGAAUAUGCCAUCUACGCAAAACACAGCGGUAUUCCAGAAAUCAAGACUGUUCUGGGGGGCUUCGUGAUUCGACGGUUCCUUGGACUCUGGACACUCAUCAUCAAGUCUCUUGGUCUUGCUCUUGCUGUUGCAUCAGGCAUGUGGUUGGGUAAAGAAGGCCCUCUAAUUCAUGUUGCUUGCUGUUGCGCCAACGUAUUUACGAAAUUGUUCCGCAACAUCAAUGACAACGAAGCUCGCAAACGUGAGGUUCUUUCGGCUGCCGCCGCCUCAGGUGUCUCAGUUGCCUUUGGUUCCCCCAUCGGUGGUGUCUUGUUCAGUCUCGAGACUCUGUCUUAUUACUUUCCAGACAAGACCAUGUGGCAGAGCUUUGUCUGUGCCAUGACUGCUGCAGUUGUUCUUCAGGCUUUCGACCCCUUUCGAUCUGGCAAGCUUGUCUUGUAUCAAGUUCACUACAGCAUUGGAUGGCAUGGCUUUGAGUUGCUCCCCUACGCCAUACUAGGCGUCAUGGGUGGCAUACAUGGCGGUCUCUUCAUAAGACUCAACAUGGCUAUUGCUCGCUGGAAGAAGACGAACCGAUGGAUUCCAGGCCCUAUCGUCCAGGUCCUCAUCGUGGCCUUCUUCACGGCCCUCAUCAACUACCCUAACUUCUACAUGAAGGUGCAGACGACUGAGCUCGUCUCCAACCUCUUUUCAGAAUGCUCGCAGGUUCUCGACGACCCCAUUGGCCUCUGUAGAACAGGAGCUGCCUCGGCCAGGACCAUUGUCCUCCUAGUCUUUGCAUCUGUAUUGGGCUUCUUCCUCGCCGCUGUCACAUUCGGUCUCCAAAUCCCCGCCGGAAUUAUUCUUCCUUCGAUGGCCAUUGGUGCCUUGACAGGCCGCGCUGUAGGUAUCAUCAUGGAGAUUUGGGUUACCAAUCACCCUGGGUUCUUCUUAUUUGGCUCAUGCGAACCUGAUAUACCCUGCGUUACACCAGGUACAUAUGCCAUCGUCGGAGCAGCAGCAUCCCUUGCUGGAGUAACCCGCUUGACGGUCUCUAUUGUCGUCAUCAUGUUCGAGCUCACGGGCGCCCUCACCUAUGUUCUCCCCAUUAUGAUCGCUGUCAUGAUAUCAAAGUGGGUGGGCGAUGCUUUCUCACGUCGCGGUAUCUACGAAUCGUGGAUUCAUUUCAACGAAUAUCCCUUUCUCGACAAUAGUGAGAAUAACGAAUCCAUUCCUGACAUCCCAGCUUCUCAAGUCAUGACUCGCAUCGAGGAUCUUGUAGUUCUUACUGCCACGGGUCACACCAUCGCAUCUCUCACCACUAUCCUCGAGAUGCACCCAUACCGCGGUUUCCCCGUCAUAUCAGAUCCCCGAGAAGCCAUUCUUCUUGGCUAUAUCUCUCGUGCCGAGCUGGCAUACAAUCUCUCAGCCUCGACGCAAGCACCUCGUUUGCUGCCCCCUGAGACUGAAGCCUUCUUUUCUCACCAGCCCAUGGCAGAUCCACGCACAACCCUGGAUCUUCGCCCCUGGAUGGACCAAACACCGCUUACCCGGGCUUCGCAUACAAGUCUUCACCUUGUCGCUACAUAUUUUCAAAAGCUCGGCCUCAGAUACCUUCUCUUUAGCGAUCGCGGUGUUCUGCAGGGCUUGUUGACAAAGAAGGACGUCUGGUAUGUCCUCAAUGGUGCCGAAGAGACACGCCGGACCAUGGGUCUGGCACCCGGCGAUGCUGGUCAUGAGACUGGCCUGACCGACAGGAUAGCAGACGACAAUGGCGGCGGUGAAAGUAGUGGAUUAUUACAUUGCGAUGGUGCCGAUGAUGGGGAUAGUAUACAAGGGGAAGAACCAAUGUUAUAA